AUAGAGCGGCAGAAGAAGACUCAGAUCUCUCACACUCUAGUAGAGGGAUAGCUCGAUCCCAAUCAGAUUUCGUUCUUCCUCACAGUCGGUGCAGAGAUAUCCCAACCCCACCACCCAGCUCGGCACAGAAACAUUUCUGGUUUCGCACAGUGCGGUACAGAGACUCUCUCGGACUCAAUUUAUUUUUUGUAUCUCACCCAAUAACCUGUUUGAGUUCGUACCCAAACUCCUUGGGCUCCGUCGUUCAGAACCAGUGGCUGAUCGAAAGGAUUCUCUGUUUGAAAGGUGGGAGAAGGGGAGGCAGAUUGGCUGAAAAUGCGACCGGGAGUGUUGCAUUGUAAAUGCACAAAAUGUUUCUCACUGCUCACGAAACACAAAAUUAAGAAACGUUCACCUGUCUUGACGCUACUCAAUCUUCCUGAUGAUGUUCUGCUUUAUGUAUUGGAAUGCCUUCCUGCUCAAGAUAUUCUGCAUUUCAGAGCGGUGCACUCUCAUUUCCGAGCCCUUGUAGAUAGUCACUCUAGUGUUUGGGCCCAUGCCAACUUUCAGGAGAUCUGGCCAUCUCCAUUAAAUCGGUGGCUAUUUGAAAGGGCUGCAGAAAGUGGAAAUUUUGAGGCUGCUGUAAAACUAGGAAUAGCCUACCUCUAUAACGAAGGACUUUCUGUUUCGGAUGAAGGUCGUGCAGAAGUGAAUGGACUGAAGGCGUCCCACUUCUUUAGUCUGGCUGAAAGUCUGAAUGUUGAUGCUAACCCCUUUAUUUGGUUGUUCAUCAGACCACCCUGGUCUCUGACUGGGAGUUGCUGUAAGGCAGUUGUCUAUGAUAGUUUAAAGAGCAAAUGCCAGUUGCAAUCGGCAAAGAAGGCAUCACUAACUUACUGUUUGGCCAAAGUUCUCAGUCUCUUUGAGGAUGAAGAGAAACAGAAACAGGCUGUAAUAAUGUUUGAAGAGUCUUCCAAUUAUGGAUGCUUAUCAAGUUCUUACCACUUAUGGGAGACAAGCCGAAAAGAAACAGUGGCUGAUCCUGGUAGGCAUCUUCAGAACCUUAGGAAACUCAGGGAUUUCGCAACUAAAGGAUGCUGGGAAGCACAGAUAUCAUUAGCAAAAGCCUGCGGAAGUGCCAAUCUGUUGGGUAUGACAUCUGUAGCUACGAAAGAGUUUGUUGUUCAAGUUUUUCAGUCUUCCCAGCCUUCUUACAAACAGAAAAUGUUCAAAGUACAAAAGGGCAUGAAUGACACAAUGAGAUAUAUUCUAAUUGAUUGGUUAGUAGAGGUGACCAGCAUGAAGGAUUUUUCCAGCUUGUGCCUGCAUGUCACAGUGGCAAAUGUGGAUCGGUAUCUGAUGCUGCGCUGUGUACCCAGGGGCCAACUACAGCUAUUGGGGAUUGCUUGUAUGGUUAUUUGCACAAGGUUUAUUAGUAAAGAGAUCCUGACAAUUCGUGAAGCUGUUUGGCUUACAGAUAACACAUACAAAUAUGAGGAUCUAGUACGAAUGAUGGGAGAGAUAAUUUCUGCACUUCGAGGAAAAAUUAAAAUACCCACCAUUUUAGACUACGCAGAAGUACUACUGGCAGUAGCUCCACCAGAAAGACGUACCAAGCACCUUUUUAACUACAUCUGUGAACUUUCGUUACUGUAUAUAGACCUCUCUGUUUAUUCCCCUGCAAUGACAGCAGCAGCUGCCUUACUAUUAGCACGAAUACUUCACAAACAAGUCCUCCCAUGGUCAAGCCAGCUGACUGAGUCCACUGGUUUUACAUUGGAAAAUCUAAUUCCAUGUGUAGUGGAUCUACAUAAGAAAUGUUUCCAUAAUGAAGCACCCAGGGAUUAUAGACAUGUGUCUCUCACAGCUGUAAAGCAACGAUUUGAAGAGGAGCGUUAUCAGCAAAUUAGCAAGGAAAAGGUGAUGGAUUACAGUGAACUAUGUACUCUACUAGGAAUUAAAGAGGAAAAGGAAUCUUCACCACUACUUUCUGCUAACAAUAAUUCUGAGAUUCAAACUUUUUUGACAUCUCCUUCAGGCAACAAAACAAAACGACGAAGAGAGGAUAGUUUUCGAGAAGAUAGAGGCAACUUUGUGGCAACUCCAAUUGUUGAAUUAUCUAACCAUGAGGAUACACUUCUGGGAGAAUUCUUAGAUUGGAGUUUAGACUUGUCCUGCGCUGGGUAUGAAGGAGACGAGGAAAGUGAGGGUGAGAAAAGUGCUGAUGUCAGUGGUAUCAAUGAAGUUGAGAAUGUAGCUGCUGUCAUUGGGAGGUAUGAACACUGUUGUGAAGCUACAAGUGAAGACAGUGAAGAUGACCAAUUAAUGAAUGGUCAGUUCUUGCCAGCGUCAUGGAGACCUACAGCAAAAAAUGAAGCUUAUUUUAACACCAGUGAAUCUGCAGAAUUUUGUGUCUUAAGAGUGCCUCAGGGGGAGCUCAGCUCAGGAUACUCAUCUGUUAACAGUGAUAGCCCCACACUAACAAAUACUAGACAAUCAUUACCUUCUACCUCAAGGCUAUCUCCCACAAUAGAGUUCAUAAAGCCAGUGCCUUCAUCUUGUAGUACAGAAAACUUACUUCUGAUGCAUAAAGUUGAGCCUUUUGGGUCGGAGCACAGGUCUCUCAGGAGACCUGUCAAACGCAAGAAUAGAGCCGAACAUGACAAAGAUGACUGGAAUUCAGGUUUUGUGAGUGUUUGAAAGAAAAAUAUCUUCAAGUUUAUGAACAAUUGCUGUUAAAUUAGAACGCAUUUGAUUUGGUUAAUAAAGCAAUAUCUAAUCUGUACCACAUUGUAGGACAAAAUAGUUUGGACAGUGAUCUAGUUUCCAGAUGUCUUGGGCUUUAAUUUUCAGUGGACAUAUAAAUUAGCUGCUUUCCUUGACACCUUGAAAACAGCUAAAAUCUGCACUGACCAAAGCCCAUGUUGAUAUCUGUCCGCUAAUACUGCCUUUUUUCCCCCCAAGGCACUGAAAUUCUAUCAUAGCACUUUUGGUUUAAAAACCACUGCCUUUAACAGAAAUUGAUGAGGCUUUUUGUUACCACUUGGAGUUUCAACACUAAGGUAAAAAAAUUAUUGUCUUGAAUAUUAGACCGUGUUUACAGAUUGACAAAGCCACUUGACCUUUUAUGAUUACACUUCUAACUGGAAUGAAUUAAAUACUCCACAAUAUUGUAUCCAGCAAUAGAUGCAGAGGAAACAGAUCUCUAUUCAUUGUGUCCAAUUUCAUUUUGAAAUGCUUAGUUUUUUUUUGUUAGUAUGAUUUUUUAUUUGGACUGGGAGAAUCUCAGCACCUGGUUAACAAACUGCUCAGUCACAGACUGGAAAUUUUACUUCACUAAAUGAUUCCUGCAUGAUUAAAUGGAAACCUCCUGUGCAUUUUUAUAUGCUAAAGCUAUUGAUUUGGCAGUUAAGUAACAAAAGAAUUAAUCACUGCUAAAAUUAAUAUAUAGGCAAGCUAUAAAAAUGAACUAUGGUGGAACUAGGUAAUUUGCAGGAAAAUCUUUCAGGGAAUAUUUGGAAAAAAUAGGGAUCUUGUAAUUUUCAACUUAAUUUUAAGUCUUGAUGGGCAUUAGGCCCGAAAACUAGCAGGUACAUAAACUAAAAGUAUUUUAAAACUUGUGAUUAUGUUGACUUGAGUGCUUUUUUAUUGAAAUGAAUUUCAUUUUGGUUUACAUUUUAAUUGUAAAUGGAAUUCAGUUAUAUUUUUUGUAAAAAGAAAUGACUGCUUUGUGAUCCAAAUAUUUUAAAAUGACUGGAUGUGAAAAAUAUGUAUGGGCGCUCAGAGUUUCAAAUCUACAAUUUUGAGAUUUUGUUCAUUAAAACUGAUUGCAGUGUCGUGAAUGUUAAAUGUAUUCUGUUUCCUACCAUCCAGAUAUGUAUUAUUGACAACUAUGCAUCACUUCAGAUUUAAUGUUUCCUAUUUGUCUCAACUCUUGAGACUAUUGCAUCUUAAGAAUAUCGGCAUGCAUGCCAGUUAUGAACUAUGUUCUCAGACCCAAAAAAUCUGCUUUGAUCCUUUAAGAGCUAUACAUUUGGAAGCGUUCUGAUGUUCAGGAAACUAAUUGAAAAUGACAAGUAUUACUUAAAUUCUAUGAACAUUUGUACAAUCAUAAUUGCCUUACUCUGUUUCUUCAUGAGUAUCUCUGUGAAUAUUUAAAUGUUUGCAGCAUGUAACUUUGGAAACUACAUCUAUAUUUAAUUGUCAAUUA
Hemiscyllium ocellatum (epaulette shark) is the source of this 4189-nucleotide messenger RNA. RefSeq names its product cyclin F (gene ccnf). Gene Ontology annotation, molecular function: protein binding; cyclin-dependent protein serine/threonine kinase regulator activity. Bases 316 to 2679 code for a protein of 787 amino acids. The transcript is spliced from 17 exons. The record is from RefSeq and is a predicted model, not a curated record. Gene Ontology annotation, cellular component: cyclin-dependent protein kinase holoenzyme complex; centrosome; nucleus. Gene Ontology annotation, biological process: regulation of cyclin-dependent protein serine/threonine kinase activity; mitotic cell cycle phase transition. NCBI's taxonomy places the organism in Eukaryota, Metazoa, Chordata, Chondrichthyes, Orectolobiformes, Hemiscylliidae.